Messenger RNA from Fomitopsis serialis, 927 nucleotides. RefSeq lists its product as uncharacterized. NCBI's taxonomy places the organism in Eukaryota, Fungi, Basidiomycota, Agaricomycetes, Polyporales, Fomitopsidaceae. Bases 164 to 799 code for a protein of 211 amino acids. The record is from RefSeq and is a predicted model, not a curated record. The transcript has 4 exons.
CGCAGGACGGAUGCCUCAUGGUCUCGGGCUGUGCGUUCUGAACGUCGGAGUCCGACCGCGCAAGUAGCCCUAGGCUGAGACUCAUCGCGAAUCGCGUACGACAACAGCACUCUUCCAUUCCUCUUUACGUCCCAUCCCUCUCUCUCUCUAGCGUCAUCCCGAGAUGCCUGCGAACUGCAGCUAUGCAUGGUCCUGGGCGAUGGGCCUCGAGCUAGUCAUCGUGUCGUUCAUCCUCUGCUCUGUGCUUUCGUCGCAGAUCCCGUCGGCUCAAUGCAGACAUCUCGACGAGACACUGGAUGACACCGGGACCUUCCUGGAGUCUGUGAUUGAGAGGGGCUUGCUAGUCGGUAGUGACGUCGGCGAGGCACAACAGGCCCUAGCCAGCAUGCAGGCGCAGGCCGUGGAUCUCAAGCUCUGCUCCCAUUGUGCGCCGUCGAUGGUACCACAGGUGAAGGGAUUGUUAGGCGGCUUGUCGUACAGCAUCUACCGCCUUCGGCGACGGGUGGAACUCCUUCGCGCCAGAAUUGCUAGGCGAGCAUCGGACGAGCUGAGGCGCUUGAAGAACGAAGGUGGCCCCCAGCGCAAGACGCACGGUUCAAGGUCACACCAUUCUUCCGUUUCACUGAAUCGCGGAGCCCACAUUCAUAUCGCUCUUAGACAGAACCAUGGACCGCCGUGUUGUCGUGAAGGGGAGAGUAUGUCAGUCCUGGUGGUUGACGUAGGGGUGUUCUUCGCGUGCGGUAUAUGGACUACCAGUGGUCGGCCCUGUGUAUUGCUCGGAUCUGGGCUCGCUAUGUAACAGGCGCAGGCUCCUGUAGCCUGAGUUACGACACCGCGCGUACGUGCCCGCUCGCCGUAAUGCGCAGGUAAGUAUGCGCAGUGUUCUCGAAGCUAUCCCAGCGACCUUGCAAAGUUGCUCCCGUGUAG